AUGGUGUCGGACAAGUCGUUCGCGAGUGUCAUCCGCGUGAACAUGGCCCUGCUGCGGUUUUCUGGUGUGGUGCCCUGUGAAGGAGACGCGAAGAACGUUCAGCGGUUGCGAAAUUUGCAAAACGUGCUGAGCGUGGUCGCUUACAGUUGCAUAUUGACGUACUCGGUCGUGUAUACUCUCGAGUUCAUCCUGUACACCGUCCACCUCGACACCUGGAUGGAGUCGUUCGCGAUGAUACUGUCCAUCGUGGGUGGACAGAUGCGAUUCACGAUUCUCUUAUUGUUCCGAAGCAGAUUCCACCGAUUGCUAAACCUGUCCGAGGAGCUCUGGCUGACGCUGAGCGCGAGCGAGCAGAGGUGCGUGCGCGAUCGCGUGAGGGCGACGCGACGUCUCACCUAUUACUAUUUGUUCGGCUGCGCCUUCACGAUCUUCUUCUACGCUGUGGCGAGUCUGUUUAUAGGACAACACAGUGAUUCGGCGAACAUCACUGUUAUUAGGACCUUGCCCUACGCAUGUCCGUUUGAGGUUCACCGUACACCUUAUUACGAGAUAAUGUACGCCAUGCAGUUGUGCAGUAUGACGAACGUCGGCCUCACCUGCGCCGCUGCGGACACCAUCGGUCCAGUGCUCGUCUUGACUAUGAGCGGCCACUUCAAGGUCCUAAAUUCGCGAAUUCAACGUCUGUGCGAGAGCGACCCCGCAGUAUGCAAACUGCAAAGGACGGAGAAGGCAUGUCAAGCUGGCAGGGGGUUCCUCGAGGUAACGAAUGAAGAAGAAGGUGCGUUGAGAAGUAAUCGCACGGUGAUUGAUCUUGAAGCUUGCGUACGUUAUCAUCAAACUAUGUUUGAAUUUCACAGAGAAGUCGGAAAGCUAACUGGUGGUAUCUUCCUAAUGCAAUUGAUCCCCAGUACGUACAACAUUUCCCUUGUAGGAUUUAAAUUAGCGGGGGAUGAUCCGGAUAAAUUUAAGUAUAUAUCACAAGUGGCAAUCGCAGUAAUCCAACUGUUUUUGUGUAACUGGCCCGCAGACGUUCUGCGCACCGAGAGCGAGGCUAUAGCGAAAGCGUCAUACUUUACAUCGUGGUAUCAUUUCCCGUACCGACUAAAGAGAUCUCUAAAUAUUAUUACGAUAAGAUCUCAGAAACCGGCGCAGUUAUCUGCUUACUUCAUACCGUUAUCAUUGGAAACUUUUGCAUCGAUGGUGUCAUCCGCAGUAUCCUUCUUUACCAUGAUGCGCAGUAUAAAUUGAUGUUAGACUUUAUCGACCUAAGACUCAGUAUUUUUACACCUUGCAAUAAAGCUCGCGCGUCAUUGUUACAGCG
This is a messenger RNA of Odontomachus brunneus, 1321 nucleotides long. Its product is annotated as odorant receptor 49b-like. The coding region runs from base 1 to 1248 and encodes 415 amino acids. The record is from RefSeq and is a predicted model, not a curated record. The transcript has 5 exons. Gene Ontology annotation, molecular function: odorant binding; olfactory receptor activity. Lineage: Eukaryota; Metazoa; Arthropoda; Insecta; Hymenoptera; Formicidae. Gene Ontology annotation, cellular component: plasma membrane. Gene Ontology annotation, biological process: sensory perception of smell; detection of chemical stimulus involved in sensory perception of smell.